CUUCUAUUUUGCUCUCGUCACCGUUUUUGCAUGUCAGAAAAUUACUGUUUGGUAUCGGCCACGUAUUCUUGUUAAGAGUAGCACGUAUAUAAUCGACAAUGCCUGCUCCUGCUAGUGCAACGUCUGUGGGUGCUGGUAGUAGGUCGCCGAAAUCCAUGGCCCCUAGAGCUGGAUCCGGUUCAACUGUGAAACAGAGGAAGACUGGUGGUACUAGUGCCAGUAGUAGAUCCAGGGCGUCUGGAUCCAACAGUGUUGGCAUGUGGAGGUUUUAUACUGAUGACUCUCCUGGAAUUAAAGUUGGUCCAGUUCCAGUGCUGGUUAUGAGUCUGCUGUUCAUUGCAUCAGUGUUCAUGUUGCACAUAUGGGGAAAAUACACUAGAGGUUAAAAAUGCUUCAAUAAAUUAAAAAUUCCAAAAUACCAUCUCUGGGACUGUAUUUUCAUUCAUUCCAAAAUAGAUUGAAGUAAUUUUUUAUGAAUUUUUAUACAAACAUUCAAUAAAAUAUUGAUAUGUA
Messenger RNA from Argiope bruennichi, 513 nucleotides. It is a transcript of the gene Sec61beta, whose product is annotated as protein transport protein Sec61 subunit beta-like. Gene Ontology annotation, biological process: intracellular protein transport. The transcript is spliced from 4 exons. Lineage: Eukaryota; Metazoa; Arthropoda; Arachnida; Araneae; Araneidae. The record is from RefSeq and is a predicted model, not a curated record. Gene Ontology annotation, cellular component: Sec61 translocon complex. The coding region runs from base 99 to 386 and encodes 95 amino acids.